UUGCUCCGCUGUUGCUCCGCUGUGCUGUGCAUGCUUGUACAAAACUUCCACUCCACCCCGGCAAAUGCUUCUCCACCUUUCCACCACCUACAACUACCAACUACCUGCAGCACUAACAUCUGCUCACUAACCCAACCGACCUACAACCACCUGUAUGCACGCUCGCCUCUCUAUGAUCGCACAUUCUUACUCAUGACCUACGGUCCCAUGCGAAGGCUAUUUUCCUCGUCCAGUCGCGCUCAACUCUCUCCACGAUUCGCAUCCACCUCCCAUCUCGCCGCGCCCAGGCUGCUUGGCCUCAAGCAGUACCUGAACCAGCGCACCAUCACCGACAUCCGACCGCGACAGGCCUCAGUAGCGCGGAACUGGUUUACGAGCUCUUCAACAUGUCUUUCUCCUCAGGAAGGCAGUGAUCACCCGCCACCGAAUGAGCGCAACGUCAAGCUGGGGAAAACCAUCAGAAUUCUCCACGAACGUCUUCCGACGCUGCUAGUAUCUCCACUUCCGCAAGAUAUCCUAUCACCGCAAAUAAGCCUCGCGCUGUUCCCGUCGACACAUCCCAGCCUCCCAUCCGUCAGCGGAAAGCUUGCCUACACAGCCGCAUUAUGGACAGCACCAGUGGCGUGGGGACGGGUGCCAGUACUAGGCGAUGUCAAGUUGAAGAUUCUGUCUGAGCGCAUGGUGAAAAACGGGGCAUGUGAUGGCGGGGAAGGUGGCCAAGCAAAACUCAUUGUGAAAUGGGAAACAUGCGGGAAAUCAGACAGAAAAGAUAACGGUCCUGUGAGCGAAGCGGUGGAGAAGAUGAUGAGCAUAGUAGGCAGAGGAGACCGGCAGGCUCACGACAAAUUCUCGGGCUUAUUUUUGUUCGAAUUCGACGAAGAAGGAAGGGUCGUCAAGCACACAAUCGAGCAUGUGGAAGAGAACGGCGAGUGGGAGAAGCACACAGCCAAGGUGGUCAGCGUAACGGACUGGCUGCUGGGUCGCGCAUGGGGCCGGCGAGAGGAAGGGAAUCCGAGUCUGGCCUUCUGCAAAGCGCAAUGUACAAGGGCGAGACCUGAAGGCAUAGGCCGGCCCCGAAAAGAUGCAUAGCGCAAGGGAAGUGGCAACGCGAGAUGGGAUGGAUGGGUGGAUGCCUCAGUGACGUGACACGAGACGACGACGACGACGAAUGCUUUCCUUGGACGUCGAAGCAACUUGAAUAGACGUAUACUACUGUACUAUACCAUGUAAACUCCCCUGUAGAAACAAACAAUCAAGCAAUACACAGAUUCAUGCACUCGCUCCGAAUCAGUACACACAUGCAUAGGACGAUGGAGCUGAGAAGAGGAGCACAGUGUGGGGGUGCAGUCCAACGAAAAAGGCCCACGAAGCCCUCUCUCCCCACAGCAUCGGGAGUGCGUGGAUUACGCAUGCCCCCGUCGUCCCCCUCUCGAAUCAUCCAUCCACACAUCCCAGUGGGGAUGUCUUGUAUGUAUGCACGCCCAUGCACAGGCAGAGCGCGCAGCCACCCAAUGAUGCGCGUGGUGAGCUAGCCUUGUCAACCGUCCCAGCCAUCUCAUCGGUCCAGGUAGCGGCGACAUUGAGCAAUGGGAGCGGAGAGAAUCAUGGUCGCUUGCCUGCCACCCUUGAGUCGCUGCACUCC
Molecule: messenger RNA, 1642 nt
Organism: Periconia digitata
Lineage: Eukaryota; Fungi; Ascomycota; Dothideomycetes; Pleosporales; Periconiaceae
Source: the annotation of a GenBank genome assembly